AUGGAGCUGGAAGAUGAUAGAGACCCUUAUCCUUGGAUAAUUUGGUACAUUUGCAAGGUUAGGAAUGAUAAGCUAUUCAGAGGUAUAGAUAGGGACCCAUUGGAGCUAGUCAGGUAUGCAGAGAGUGAGUAUCAGGCCUGGUACAAUGCAAAGGAUACUAUACCUUCUCCUCCACAGGCACAAAUUGUUGAAGAAACAGAAGCCUUAAGCUUGGGUAAUAUUUGUAAGUUGGAUGUUUCUUGGACCUCCACUGCUCAAUUCAGUGGAAUUGGUUGGGUUUGGAAGUAUAGAAUAGGAAAAAUCCAACUUAUGGGGACACAUAACUUAAGGAGCCGUGAGACAUCAUUACACUCGGAACUGGAAGAGCUAAGAUGGGCAAUAGAGAGCAUGUUACAGCAUUUGACCUGUCAGAGAUUUGAGACAAAUAGCAAGGACCUGAUUGCAAUGGUAGCGGAUCCAUGA
Molecule: messenger RNA, 462 nt
Organism: Brassica rapa (field mustard)
Lineage: Eukaryota; Viridiplantae; Streptophyta; Magnoliopsida; Brassicales; Brassicaceae
Source: RefSeq, a predicted model, not a curated record